CCUCCUGGCGGCCAGCUUGGCCCAGCCCCCCGGAUUAGCGAGGGCGCGGCCUAAGCCUCUUUGCUGCCGCCGCCCCCGGCAUGGCCCGGCAUGGACGCCGGCGGCGCUGAGCGGCGCGGCGGAGAGCUGUGCCUGCAGGUGGGCGACGCCGGCCUGGGCGGCCUCAUCCUGCUGCUGCUGACGGCCCGGCCGGGACCGGGCGAUGGGGCUGCCCGCGGAGACCCCCCCGAGCCCGGCGGGUCGCGGGGGCCCCUGGCACGCUCCUUGCAGCGGGCAGAGGCCAUGCUGCGCAGCGUCACGCCGGGGCUGCGCCGCCUGCUGUCCCCGCGGUCGAGCCGGCGCGGCGACACCGACGAGGACGACGAGGACGAGGAAGAUGAGGACGAAGCGGCGUCCAUCGUGGUCCCGCUGGAGCAAAGCUUCCCGGGGCUGCGCCGCUGCCUCUGCGUCUGGGAGGACCCUCGCACCGAGACCUUCCUGGGGUACGUGCGGCCCCAUCCCAGCGGCGCCGGCGACUUUUCCGGGGACGCCGUGCGGCAGCGCGUGGCGGAGCGCGGAGCGACCCUGCACGCGCUGCUGCAGCACCGCCACCAGCUCCGCCUGGCCCGCGACUUCACUCGACGCCUCAAGGCCUCCUCCGACUUCCUGCGGCGGCUGCAGGAGCCGCCGGGGCCCGGAGAGCGCGGCGAGGCGGCGCCGGCGCUGCGGGAGCUGUGCCUGGAGCUGCGGUGGGCGCUGCUGCUGCCCGUGCUGAUGGCCGCGCGCCUGGCCGGGCGGCACGUCGAGGGACGGCUGCGGGAGCUCGGCCGCCGCGGUAGCCCUGCCCCGGCUUCUGAGUGCCUGGCUGACCUCUUCCAGGGGCUGGAGAUCUACAACCGCGUGGUGCAGGGGCUGGCGGAGGAGCUGGGCCCCGAGGUGAAGGCCCCCGGUGCCUUCACGGUGGGUGGGGUGCUGCGGCUGCUGGCGGCCGAGCGGGGCCAGGCCGUGGCCCAGAGGCUCCGGCCGCUCCUGUGGCCCCAGAGUGGGGACAUCAGGGAUGGACACGUCUGCUGGGAGGACGUGGUGCUGCCGUGGCCACCGGGGCACGACACGGCUGAGACGGGCACGGGUGUGGACACAGAACCUUCCGGAACGGAGGCGCCAUCGGCGCUGGCGGCUGAGCUGCAGGCGCUGUGCCAGGAGGACGAGGAGCUGAUGGGACACGUUUUUGGGGCGCUGGUGGCCUCAGCUGACAGCCUGUGGCAGCCAGUGCUGUCAGAGAGCCCCGAGCCGCCGGGGCUGCGGCCGGGCAGUGCGGGUGGCUGGAAGGCCGUGCGGUGGCUGGACGCCGCCCGCGGCCCCGUGGCUGCCACCCUGAGUGCCCGCUACCGCCUGCUGCUCUGGGAGGUUGCGGGCACCGUGCUGGGGGACACCCCGGGCACCCCCCCUGCCACCCCCAGCGCCACCGUCACCGCGGCGUGGGAGCUGAGCCGUGCGCUCGCUGUGGCCCGUGUGCCCGCUGAGUGCCGGGAGGAGCUGGGGCGGCUCUGCCUGCAGCUGCUGUGCAGGAGCAUCCUCUGCAGCUGGGACACGGAUUUUACCCGUGCUCUGGGCUCAGGGCUGUCAGACAAGUGCUUGGAGGCCCCGGGGGGGUCUCCAGGGCCGGGGUGCAGCCGUACAGCCCAGCAGCUCCGAUGCCUCUUCCCAGCCCUGGCGCUGGCCCUGCGCUGCCUGCGCCUGCUGCCCGCCCGCCCGCACGCCCCCCCCGGGGGUCUCUGCCUGCGGCUGCAGGUGCUGGGCCGCUGCCUGGCGGCGGUGGCGGCCGCCCACGCGUGGCUGACGGGCCGGGCCGGGCGGUACCUGGCGGCCUGGGCGCUGCCUCAGUUCCUGCUGCUCACCGAGGGAGACCUGCAGGUGCUGAAGGCAGAGGCAGAGCAGCUGAUGCUGCAGGUGAGCAGGACCUUCCCGGAGCCAGGGGACAUUCCUGGGGACAGCCCCCCUGAGCCGCCCCCCAGCCCGGGAUCCCUGUGGGAGCUCCAGCUGUGCCGGCAGAUCCGCGACGCGGCCAACAGCAUCCAGCUGUUCUCCGGGGAUGUGCUCUGGAUGUUCUCCACCAGCUGCAAGCGGCUCUCGGCCGAGAUCUUCGACCAGACGAUGCCGCUGGGCCGGCACUGGCGGCUCGGGCCCCGCGCUGAGCUGCCCAGCUCCCCCAGCGCCUACGCGGCGGCCGCGGUGCAGGCGGUGCUGGGGCAGGUGCUGCAGGGGGCCCAGGCCCUGCCCCACGAUGCCCAGGUGCCCACCCUGGCACGGGUCACCACGGCCUUCCUGGAGGCCUGGAUGGAUCACAUCCUGACCCGCCGGAUCAAGUUCAGCCUGCAGGGUGCCCUGCAGCUGCGGCGGGACUUCGAGGCCGUGCGGGAGCUGGUGUGCUCGGAGAGCUCCGGGCUGGCCCCCGAGGCGCGGCAGGCGCUGCGGGCCCUCUGCGUCUUCCGGCACACGGACACGGCCGUGCGCUGCCUGCUGCAGCAGCCGGGGGGGCUGGGGGGAGCCCCCCGCCGCUGGGGCAGCCUCCGGCGCUGCUGCUCAGACGAAGGCGCCCACCCCCUGGAACCAUCCAUGGAUCCUGUCCCUGGCCUGGACCCUCUGGAGGGGCUGGGCCCACUCCCGGGGACGCCCCCGCUGGCUCCCGAGGCCGAUCUCCCGGCCCGGCCCGAGUCCCCGUUCCCGGGCAGCCAGCAGCAGUGGCUGUCCCUGCGGCUGCACCGAGCUCGCCGCUGGCGUGUGCCAGGGCUGCCGUGUGUCGGGAACAGCCCCGAGGGCUGACCUGGAAUAAACCUGGAAACACCA
This is a messenger RNA of Pyrgilauda ruficollis (rufous-necked snowfinch), 2826 nucleotides long. RefSeq names its product coiled-coil domain containing 142 (gene CCDC142). The transcript has 11 exons. The coding region runs from base 91 to 2802 and encodes 903 amino acids. The record is from RefSeq and is a predicted model, not a curated record. Lineage: Eukaryota; Metazoa; Chordata; Aves; Passeriformes; Passeridae.